Messenger RNA from Pundamilia nyererei, 3292 nucleotides. RefSeq names its product metalloreductase STEAP4-like. Gene Ontology annotation, biological process: copper ion import. The record is from RefSeq and is a predicted model, not a curated record. Bases 59 to 1474 code for a protein of 471 amino acids. The transcript is spliced from 9 exons. Gene Ontology annotation, cellular component: endosome; plasma membrane. Gene Ontology annotation, molecular function: cupric reductase (NADH) activity; ferric-chelate reductase (NADPH) activity. Lineage: Eukaryota; Metazoa; Chordata; Actinopteri; Cichliformes; Cichlidae.
ACUGACCAUCCAAUCUCAGUGUGUGAUCAUAAGUGUGGAAAAAGAAAUAUCAGAGAACAUGAAGACAGAAGGUGCGAUGCUGCAUCAACUGGCAUCGGGAGAUGGCCCUGAGCCUGAGCUGAUGUGUAUCUUUGGGACUGGGGACUUAGGACGCUCUCUGGGCCUGUGUCUGCUCCAGUCCGGCUACAGGGUGGUGUAUGGCAGCCGCAGACCUCACAGCUGUGGCCCCUUGCCUGAGGGAGCUCAGGUGAUGACCCAUGAAGAAUCAGCCCGGUCUGCCAAGAUGAUCUUCGUUUGUGUUCACAGAGAACACUAUGAAUUUCUGGAGAAGAUGGCACCUCAACUUGAAAGAAAGGUGCUGGUGGACCUCAGUAACAACUUGAAGAAAGACAUGUACAUGGAAGCAAAUGCCGUCUACUUGCAGAGGCUGGUCCCUAAAGCAGCCGUUGUUAAAGGCCUUAACACCCUGUCCACCUGGGCCCUGCAGAAUGGACUUCAAGCAGGAAGACAGGUGUACCUGUGUGGGAACAAUGGAGAAGCAAAACGGGAUGUGGCAGAGAUGGCCACCAAACUAGGCCUCACUGUUGUGGACAAAGGGUCCCUGUCAGCUGCUAAAGAGGUGGAGGACUUUCCUCUGCAGCUGUUCCCAGAGUGGAGGAUGCCUUUGUACGUGGCUUUCGGCCUCGCUGCCUUCUUUUUCUUGUAUUUGGUCAUUAGAGAUAUCAUCUAUGCAUAUGUGGAAAAUGAUGAAGAUAUCUCCUACCGCAUAAUGAUAUCCCUGGCCAACAAGAUCACUCCAGUUGUGUCCCUCAUUAUGCUGUCGCUCUGCUACCUCCCUGGAGCUAUAGCUGGGUUCCUUCAGCUCUACAGAGGGACCAAGUACAGGCGUUUCCCCAAUUGGCUAGAUCGCUGGAUGCUGUGCAGGAAACAGUUGGGUCUUCUUGCACUAGGCUUUGCAUUGCUCCAUGCUAUCUACACAUUAAUCAUUCCUGCCCGCUACUCUGACAGACAAAGAGUCAUCUCCAAUGUGUUGAAUGAGGUGAAGAAAAAUACUACCACUCCACUUUACUUUGACAAUACCAGCGCAUGGCGCACUGACUCAUUAUAUGCACUGGGAAUCCUGGGCUUCUUUCUUUUUGUCCUGCUGGGGCUAACAUCCUUGCCCUCUGUUGGAGGCACUCUCAGCUGGAGAGAGUUCAGCUUUGUUCAGUCGACGCUGGGCUACCUGACUCUUUUUCUCUCCACUGCACAUUGCUACAUUUAUGCCUGGGAUAAAUUCCUUCGCAAAUCUACGUAUAAAUGGUACACUCCUCCGGACUCCAUGCUCUGUCUAAUUGUUCCUUCGGUAACACUGGUGCUCAAGCUGGUCCUCGUCCUCCCCUGCGUGAACCGUCCGCUCAUGCGCAUUCGCCAAGGCUGGGAACGCAACCGGUUAAAGGAUGAGAUGGGUGAACUCAAAGCCACUAACAUGUGAUCCAGGGUUGCUGAAUGUUUCAAUGACAUGUUAUAUUAUUUUUCAUUUGUAGACAAUCAUAAAGUAGGGAAAAUGAAAUAGCAUAACAAUCGUUUCGAUUUUGCACAAAGUAAAGAAAAAGAAAGACCAGUGGUUCCAGUGGUGAGUUACUGUCUGAUCCUGCCUGUUCCUGACUUUGCAAUACUCAGAGAAAAGUCAGGUGUAUGCCAAAUUGACAUGCUUCUGUUGAUAUAAAUAUUUUUAAUGUGUAUUUUCUUUUUGAGUGAAACCCCCCCACACAUUUCAGAUGUUUGUGUUGUAUCUUUUUCACCAAAUGUGCUGAAAAAUAGAUUGCUAUCCCCUGUUGAAAUCCACUGUUUUGAUAAACAUAGGCAAUAGUUUCUGUAUUCCACUCUCCCUUCCCUUCAAGUGGAGCAAUUGUAUCCCUGAGGUUGCUCUCUUUUCAGGAUGUUAUUGAUCUCCCUGCUUUCUGACACAAAUAUCUCACUACCCGUACCUGCCUCCGUCUCAAGAGCACACCAGAGUGCACACUAAGACACACAUGCUUAUGAUGCACAUACACAGCAUGAAGGUGAGUAAGUUAAUUGGAUUUCUGCAUGCAGAUUAUAUGAAAAAACAAAACAAAAACACGAAGCACUUAACUUGGGGGCGGAACAACAGAUUUUGUAGUCAAAAGCAGAUUCACAAACACCUUUACUACCAUAGGUCUAGUGCAGUGUUACAGUCACCAGCAAAUUUACCAGGCUGAAGCAGGUAGGUAGUAAUAAAACAUGCAAGCUGCCCUCAAAAUACCCACUACUACCGAGGAAUUGCUGAGAAAGCAGAUCCAGUUAGAUUUGAACAGAUGAUGAGCAAAAAUGGGAAACUCAAUAGUAAUGGCUGACGAACAGGUGCAGGAUGGUUAGAAGAGGUUGGUAUGCACAUCCCUAAUGAUACAGAGACAGAAAAAGGAAAGAAGAAGAUGGAGUAGCUGUCGCCAUGACAGAUUCUGGUGCUAUAUAAAGAAAACUCAGUGCCUCUCGCCUAAAGCAGAACAUUUAGGCAGAGACAUCCUGUUAUCUAGCAUCUAACAGCAUUAUCUGCAUAAACAAUCUGUAAUCCCUUACAUCCUCUCCUAUUGUAUUAGCCUCCUGUUACCAGUGAACCGAUUUUACCAAACUGCCUGCUGUUCGUGUGCAUUGGUGUGUGCGUCUGUUGGUGUGUGAGUUAUUCCAUUAUUCCAGUAUUGCCUCUGGAAAGAAUUAAGAUGUAGCAACAUGCAGAGCAGAAUAGCUGUGAAACAAGCAAACUUACAUAAUUCAUUUCCUCUCAUCUUUAAUUUUACACACCUAGACAGCCCUGAAACCUAUAAUAACUUUAUUUGUGUCUAGCCUUGAAGGCUUAAACCUGUGUGAGUGUAAAUAGGCUGCAGAAAUUGUGGGUUAAUACAGAGAUCACUGACAUUCAAGCUCCACCUUUGAAAUGUACAACUAGAUAUUAAAUGAAAGGUGUAUAACAAAAUAGCAUGGGAACUUCAGAAAUGUAAAUUAUAUAUCCCAGAAUUGUGACAGAAUAAAAUGCAUUUAAUUAAGAAAUUAUGGUUUAUUUAUGGGAGCUUUUCUGCAAAGGAUUUUGUUUUUAUUAUUCAUUAGGUCCUUUUUUCUUCAUUAAAACCACUUCGGAAAAUGACAAAUUCUGCAAAAUUGGACAUCCACAGACAUUCAGCCGUCAUUAUAUUUUAGUUACUAUUCACAUACAGAAAUUAGAUAUUUGAAAUUGUGCGCACAGGAGUGUGCAAUACCAACACUUUUAACUUUAACUCACAGAAGACGAUAAUUU